UACUGUGUGGCUUUGGGUUCGACCUAUGGGACAUGCCUUUAAAAUACAACAGCGGCCUCAUGGCAGCCUAUCAGUGAACGAGCUUUGCAGGGCAGAUGCUUACUAACAGCUACCCAGCAGCAGCGGAACAAAGAUGAGUACGUAUGCUUCGGUGUCGGAUGGUCUUCUCUUUCCACGGAGUAGGCUCCAUUACGCCGCUGGAGUUUUACCAACUGUCGUCGAGCGCGGCGGCACUAUUCCGCUAUUGUCACAGUCAAUGCUUCAUCCCGACUUGUACGGUGCUACAGCUCCACUAAUUUCUUUUCAGCUGUCAGGGAGUAAGCAACUUGUUUACCUAUCACGAAACUCCAGCCGCAUCCGAUCAUCUCCACACAUGCUGUCGUCCAAGCCAAUAUCGACCAGGCCUUGCAGGCAGGUUCUCACCAGAAAAGGCCAAUAUAUCCUCUUUCAGCUCACGACAUCCAAUAUUAUCUAUGAGAGCCACACACCUUGGCGACAACCAGCUCGGCGCCUGAUCCAGGUUGCAGAUGAAGGUUUGGCAGCAAUGCUGCUGCGUUGUAGCAUUGAUGAUGGGAAUGGGAGAUUCAACAGCAUGUGUAAAAUCAUGCCAUUCUCUAGUAUUCCCUGCGGAAUAGCAGUGGGAGAAGCAGAAGUUCAAAGACAACCCUCUAUGGUUAUCGACCUCGUCGACCUCACUUCCGCACAACCAGGUCUCGCAACCAGGUCUCGUGAUCAGGAAUUAGCCAUAUUUUCUGGGAAGGUGUGAAGACCUAAGUGGAUCCAGCCUGCGUCAAUACUCGCUGAAAGCUGCUGGUGCAGCAACAGCACGAGCCGGCAAGGCAAACUCGGUAUUCACAAAUCGUGAGCAACAGGGGACCUAGCAAGCCCCUUCAGCCAUUACUCCGGGCUUGCAUUUUGACGCAUGGUGAGUGGCCUUGGCAAGCUAGCGGCUGAGUCUCAGGGUACGUCUACCGGCAGUCUCUAGGAAGUCCUAGGGAUGUCCCCAAUAUCAAAAUCGCUUCCGCCGCUCUGUCCAAGUUUCAAAGUUUGUCUCUCUCGUCCCGAAUUCCCACCAAGCACCUAUC
Molecule: messenger RNA, 1085 nt
Organism: Pseudomassariella vexata
Lineage: Eukaryota; Fungi; Ascomycota; Sordariomycetes; Amphisphaeriales; Pseudomassariaceae
Exons: 1
Coding region: 134-766 (210 amino acids)
Source: RefSeq, a predicted model, not a curated record